Molecule: messenger RNA, 1146 nt
Organism: Cyclopterus lumpus (lumpfish)
Lineage: Eukaryota; Metazoa; Chordata; Actinopteri; Perciformes; Cyclopteridae
Gene: tmeff2a
Product: transmembrane protein with EGF-like and two follistatin-like domains 2a
Exons: 10
Coding region: 1-1137 (378 amino acids)
Molecular function (GO): protein binding
Source: RefSeq, a predicted model, not a curated record
AUGGGUCCCUCCGCGGCGGCGCGGCCACCGCUCGAGGAGCCCCGACGGCUGCGCCAGUGGGGCGCGACGGCGGGAGGCUGGCUCCGGAUCACCCUCGUCUCGUUCCUCGCCACUUUACCUGUGGAGCAGCUGCGCGCCUUCCCCUCGUCCCUCAGCGACUGCCAGACGCCGACCGGCUGGAACUGCUCCGGUUUUGAUGACCGGGACACAGACCUGUUCUUGUGCGACACCAACACAUGCAAGUUCGACGGGGAAUGUCUACGAAUUGGGAACAUGGUGACGUGCAUUUGUGACUUCAAGUGCAACAACGACUAUGCCCCGGUGUGCGGCUCCAACAACCAGAACUACCAGAACGAGUGUUUCCUGCGCAGGGACGCCUGCAAGCAGCAGUCUGAAGUCCUCAUCAUGUCGGAAGGCGCCUGUCCCGCCGAUGCCGGCUCAGGAUCAGGAGACGAUGGAGGAGAGGGCUCGGCCGAGGCAGGGCAGAAGGAAACGUCUACAUGCGAUAUUUGCCAGUUCGGGGCUGAGUGCGACGUGGAUGCGGAGGACGUUUGGUGUGUUUGCAACAUUGACUGUUCCCACAUCAGUUUCAACCCGGUGUGUGCCUCAGACGGUCGUUCCUAUGACAACCCCUGCCAGGUGAAGGAGGCGUCCUGUCAGAAGCAGGAACGCAUCGAGGUCAAGUACCUAGGCCACUGCCAAGGCGACAUCAAAGGCGGAGAUGGACACUUUGCACGGACCGACCUCACAGUUGAGGAAAAUGAGGAUCCGAGGAACGAGCUGGCCCGCGGCCUGUCCAUCCCCUGUCCAGAUCACUACAAAAACUACUGCGUCCACGGGGAGUGCCAGUUCCCAAGUAUCCUGGCUCAGCCCUCCUGCAGCUGUCACUCGGGUUUCAGAGGCCCCCAGUGUGACAUCAAAGAGUACAAUGUGCUCUACGUGGUGCCGGGCUCUGGCAAACUGCACUAUGUCCUCAUCGCCUCUAUCAUUGGAGCACUCCAGGUGGUCAUCAUCUGCGUGGUGGUGCUCUGCAUUACCAGGAAGUGCCCGCGGACCAACAGGAUCACCCGGCAGAAGCAGAACAAUGUCCACUUCAGUACAGAGAACACCAUGCGCGCCUCCACACGGCUCAUCUGAGCCCGGACA